CGGGCUAACAAAAUGGAUUCUGAACUAAAACACCAAUUUGAUGAGAUGGGCGUGGAGCCCAGCGAUGACGUUUUGGAGAAAUGCAUAGAACUGGCUCUCACAUACAGCAUUCACGAUGCCACCGAAUUUGUGGAGCAAUGGAUGGCUUUCAGUUUGUCGCAUCUGCACGGUGAGGAUCCAACGGCCGCAAACCUUGGCGAAUUCGAGCGCAAGGUGCUACAAGUGAAGCGUGAAAAAGUUGGUACAACAAAGUUAACACAUCACACCAAAUCCCAACCGUCUGCAUUAGAAACGAGUUCUCUGGCUACUUACGGCCUGAUUGAAGAUGAUCCUAUGAUGGAUGAUUAUGUAGGCGACUCUACGUCCACACAGCCGCACACGCCCAAAGCCCGCAAUGAACGUGCUCGAACUUCAAUAAUGAAGAGUGGCAUGGUCUUCAGUCCCGCCAGCUACACGCCACAGUCGGCAAGGAGGACUCCGGCUGCGACUACAACAACCACUACUGGUAAGCCCGGUGACAUAGUCGACACAUUUGGUCAUCCCAAGCUGUUAGCUGGCUGCACAUGGCAAUCCCAGGUGGAGCAACCCUUGCCCGUAGUCCAGAAGUUGCUCCACAAUGAUGCACCUUUGACAGUCGCCAAUCUAAGGUACAUGAACGACUUGCUCUAUGACAGAUGUGAUGACUUGCAUGAUCGCAUAGUAGAUAUUGGCCAGGCUCUUGUAGACAAGAAGCUGGGCGCUAAGGGUGCCGCUGAAUGCAGCUGGUAUCCACAGGAUAGACACACGCUGGACGCACUGCACGUACUGCAUGCCGUGGGCAUGAUACAUUCCGAUGAUGACGGCCCACUGGAUGCUCACUCCGCGCUGCUGGCAGUGCUAAAUACUGACGAAAAGUGCCUGGCGCUAAACUUCUCGCAGAUCAAGUCGGCCAGCAUAUUUCCGGGUCAGGUUGUGCUGGCUAAAGGUUUCAUACCCCGUGGAGACACUUUUGUGGUGGAGGAGAUUUACACAGAUCGCAAGCUGACGCUGCCGCCGCCACUGAAAGUUGAUCGCGAUGUGCAGUUUGUGGUCGCAGCUGGACCGUACACCCACAAUACAGAUCUUUUCUAUGAUCCACUACACGAACUGCUCAAAUACCUUAAGGAGCACAGACCCGAUGUGCUGCUGCUGACAGGUCCUUUUGUCGACGCCGAGCACAAGCUUGUCGGAGAUCUGGCCGAGACCUUUGAUUCCUUCUUCGAAAAGAUGAUUUCUGGCAUCAUGGACGUGGUGGGCAGCAGCACCACAGUGCUGCUGGUCAGCUGUCAAAAGGAUGCAAUGGCCCCAGCGGUUUAUCCCACGCCAUCUCUAGCACUGCGGAAAACAUAUCCAAAUCUGCAUAUGCUGCCGGAUCCCUCGCUGGUUGAUCUGGAUGGAGUCACGCUGGGCGUCACUUCAACGGAUGUGCUGGACCAUUUGCUGAGCCAUGAAUUUGCGGCAAACGCGGGCGAGCGCAUGCAUCGCGCCAUCAAUCAUCUAUUCAAUCAGGGCUCCUUCUAUCCGAUGUGUCCGCCGGCGGAUGAGAACAUGUCCUACGACUCGCAGCUGGCCCAGAAAUAUGCACAGCUCAAACAGCUGCCCAAUGUGCUCAUCCUGCCCAGCGAUCAGCGGCACUUUAUACGCCUGGUCAACGAUUGUCUGGUUAUCAAUCCGGGUCGCUUGUCGGACAACAAAGGCGGCACCUUUGCACGCUUUCUGGUCACGCCCACAGCGCCCACAACCUCGUCAAAGCCCAACAUGUUUAAUAGUGUCGUCUGUCAAGUUCAACGUAUUUAAGUUAAUAAACGAACCAAUUUUGAUUCAUAUAUAUAUAUAUGUAUAUAUACAAGUCCAGGAUUAUGUGCCUCAGAUUGUAAGAUGAAAUUGUGGUCCGUCGUAGUACUUUGU
This is a messenger RNA of Drosophila novamexicana, 1926 nucleotides long. It is a transcript of the gene DNApol-alpha73, whose product is annotated as DNA polymerase alpha subunit B. Lineage: Eukaryota; Metazoa; Arthropoda; Insecta; Diptera; Drosophilidae. Gene Ontology annotation, biological process: DNA replication; DNA replication initiation. Bases 13 to 1815 code for a protein of 600 amino acids. The record is from RefSeq and is a predicted model, not a curated record. Gene Ontology annotation, cellular component: alpha DNA polymerase:primase complex. Gene Ontology annotation, molecular function: DNA binding. The transcript has a single exon.